Messenger RNA from Hyaena hyaena (striped hyena), 1489 nucleotides. It is a transcript of the gene FAM3A, whose product is annotated as FAM3 metabolism regulating signaling molecule A. The transcript is spliced from 9 exons. Bases 206 to 898 code for a protein of 230 amino acids. Lineage: Eukaryota; Metazoa; Chordata; Mammalia; Carnivora; Hyaenidae. The record is from RefSeq and is a predicted model, not a curated record.
CCUUUCUGCGCGUGCCCGAGGAGCCUGCCCAGGUGCUUGGACGAACAGGCCGGUGCACUGAUCGCGUCCACCCAGCAGCAGGGACCAAGCACAGGCUCAUCCUUGAAUCCUACCCAAACGCGCUCCUGUGCUUUGUUGCGCCCAGAGCGCAGGAUAUCCAAACACUGCACCUGCCGGCGACCUCAACCCAGCGGGAGAGGUGGACAUGAGGUUGGCAGGACCCCUCCGCAUCGUGGCCCUGGUUGUCACCGUGGGCCUCACCUGGAUUGUGGUCAGCAUUCUCCUGGGCCGGCCUGGCGCUGGCUUUCCUCGCAUCCAGCAGCUCUUCACUAGCCCAGAGAACUCAGCGACUGCGGAGCCACGAGCCAGGAAAUACAAAUGCGGCCUGCCCCAGCCGUGUCCCGAGGAGCACCUGGCCUUCCGCAUGGUCAGCGGGGCCGCCAAUGUCAUCGGACCAAAGAUCUGCCUUGAAGAUAAGAUGCUCAUGAGCAGCGUCAAGGACAAUGUGGGCCGUGGACUGAACAUCGCCCUGGUGAACGGGGUCAGCGGUGAGCUCAUCGAAGCCCGGGCCUUUGACAUGUGGGCAGGAGAUGUCAACGAUCUGCUGAAGUUUAUUCGGCCUCUGCACGAAGGUACCCUGGUGUUUGUGGCAUCAUACGACGACCCAGCCACCAAGAUGAACGAGGAGACCAGGAAGCUUUUCAGUGAUCUGGGCAGCAAGAAUGUGAAGGACCUAGCCUUCCGGGACAGCUGGGUGUUUGUGGGGGCCAAGGGCGUGCAGAACAAGAGCCCCUUUGAGCAGCACGUGAAGAACAGCAAGCACACCAAUAAGUACGAAGGCUGGCCCGCGGCGCUGGAGAUGGAAGGCUGCAUUCCCAGGAGGACCACGGCCAGCUAGCCGGCCGGGCGCAGGGCCCGGGCCGAGGGGGCUGCACAUGCCCGGCCAGGACAAGGUGCUGGCGGCGCCGGCGCAGGGCCGAGGCCUGACCCUGUGUCCGGCCAGGAAUGCUCUCUUGCCCCAACACUUCAGGGCUCCGGGGCGGAGAUUGGGGACCAGCUGUGACCCGUGGCGGGGACCGCGGCAGGGCCGGCCGCCCCUGUCGGGGGAAGCCAGGCACCCAUCUCCUUCUCUUUGUAAAGCUGCCUCCCCUGGUCAGCCCCGCCAGAUUCCCAGGCACCCGCAGCCGCGAGGACGCCGGGCGCUCGGCAGCUGUGCAGCAGGCCGGGGCAUCUUCCAGGAGCUCUGCGUCCCAGAGCCGCUUGCUGCUCUUUGGGCCAAUCCUGUUUCCAGGGUGACUCCUUCAGAGGAGCCACACCUGGCUGCCUCCUGCCUCGCCCUCCGCGGGAAGGGACCUUGUGGGAGCCAGGCUCGCGGGGGCACGGAAGUAGCCUGAUGACCGUCCCUGGCGUGGCCGAGGGCAGCUCCCGUGCUUUGUCGGGGGCCCGCCCUCCAGAUGACCUCUCAAUAAAUUAGUGGCCCCCAGUGGAA